Messenger RNA from Symbiodinium natans, 1305 nucleotides. The record is from the annotation of a GenBank genome assembly. NCBI's taxonomy places the organism in Eukaryota, Dinophyceae, Suessiales, Symbiodiniaceae.
AUGCACUUCCGAUGGCUCGCGUGGCCCUGGCAUGCCUGGUCUCCCGCGCACGCCGCGGGCUCGGCGGAUGCGGCGGAUGCGUUUUAUGCGGCGGGGCGCUGCGGGGGCGCCUUCUUCGAUCCGCGGAGCUUCGGGGACCUGGUGGGCGCCUCCGGUGCAGCCACCGCCGCACACGUGGACUACUGGAGCGGGGGCCUGCAAACGGAUGAGCUUCCUGGGCACUAUGCCGAGUACGUCCUAAACUUGUCAGAGGUUUGUGCCUCCACAUGCUGGGCUGCAGGAGCAAGAUAUUGGGAAGUUUCCCUGGACCGCGAGUUGUACUUUCCCAGCUGGAUUCAGCAAGCGCAGCAACUGGGUUGCGAAGGGUGCUUGGAGCUCCCAGCAAAGGUCCAGGCCCUGGCGCCUUUGAUGCGCGUCGGCCUCUGCACGCCCGAAGUGUGCAGUGCUGGGGAGGUUAGGGAGGAACUCCUGAGCGGAUACCUGAUGCAUGUUCUGGGCGCGGCAGUGGCGUUUCCGGUUCCCACAGAAGCUGAAGCACAGGUGGUGGAACUCUCACAUUGGUCCCGCUUUGAGUUGGACUUCGUCAUCGCGGGAGUUGAUAACUGUGGAACCACGUCGCUUGGGCGCUGGCUGCAGCAGCUUGAGGGUGUCGAGUUCAGCAGAGGCGGCGAGGAGGAUGAGUCUCUGUUUGCGCACGACAGACUGCUUCCGUACCUGUCAGAAGUCGAAGCCUUUAACUCGCAGUGGAGAAGUUCAUCAACAUUGAAAGGGCUCAGGCAUCCAAGUCUCUGGGCGCACCUUCGAGCCCGCAUGGCCUUAGCUCGUAUUCAGCGCUUGAGAGUCUUGCUGGUCGUUUGCGACCCUCUCAGUCGGAUAGACAAAGCCUUUUGGUGGUAUCACAUCUGCAACCCGUCCCUCCCACACCCAGAAGCAGGACCACUGUUACGGCCGGGCACGUGCUACGACAGCAUUGCCAGCGCGUUGGAGCCAGGGUUCUUGAGACGCUUUGACGUCCGAAGGCAUUUGGAACACGUGCAGCGACUCUUCGGGCAGAGGCUGGUCGUCUUGCACCAAGAGCACCUGCGUUUGCAGGCUCCGGAGGCCUUCUACAGGGUCCUACUGUUUCUUGGGCUUACCGCGCCGGAGUGGUGCCGCUUGGCACGGCACAACCACCGCCCUGGGCAUCGAACGGACUUGUGCAACAACGACACGCUGGUCCUCAGGUUUAAGGAGGCAUUGGCACCCGAGCAUCUCGCUUGCCUGGGCCAUUUCUGCGGGUCGGCGGCUGUUUGCAUAGUUAGCUAG